GAGCAGGGAGAUCGCACACCAGGCCUCGCCGUCAACCACAUCCCGCUGCACCUGCGCCAGGACUCGCGGUCCAAAGAGUCUCUCGCCCCGACGACGCCGCGGUCCAGCAUCGAGAGCCAAGGCGUCGCCCCCUUUGCCCAGCGCAAGCAGUUCCCGGAGAACCUGCACUUUGCCCCCCAUUCGUUCCGCCUGCGCUCCAGGACCGCCUCGACCCGGAGCAGCAUCUCGUCGGCCAACGUGCCCGACUCGGCCACGACGUAUUCGCACUCGACGCUGGCCAGCCCCAUCAGCACCAGCUACGCCAGCGACCUCAGCGACUUCUGCGGCCACUCCAUCGACACCUCGCGCCCAGCCAGCCGCGUCUAUCAUCGGCGGCACCGCUCUUCCACGGGAUCUCUCUGCUCUCACGCCAACGACGAUGACGACGCCUUUUCUUUUGCAGGAUACCCGGACCUCAGCGCCCGGCUACUGGAGAUUCACGUAGCCUCCCCAGUCACUCCGGUCUCCCCUAUCAAGGAGGAGGAGGAGAGCCUGACGCCAAGUGACUCCUAUCAAUGGCCGCAGCUCGAGGCCGCCACCGCUGAGCCGUCUCUCUCGCCCAAGUGGGACACUACCUCGUCUGCUUCGGACGACGUGUCUUCCCAGGACACAGAGGCCAUUCUAAACUAUACGCUCCAACUAGUCUUUGGGGUGGACCUUCAGGAAGAGUCAUCCAAGGUGACGCCGGCGGUACGACGCCUUGUGUGCAAGUUUGUUGGUGAUGUUGGAAGCUCCUUUUGGACCUCGUUAGCGGACGCUGAUAUGACACAAGUCAUGUCAUCGUCGAGCAACUCGUCGACUCCUUCGCAAGGCGGUAGCUCGCAAGGUGGCAGCGGAGGCGGAGACUCUUCGUCGGCAGGCAAGAGAAAGAAGCAAGCGCGAGGCGAUGAAGAUGACGGCGAGUUCACCGACGGCGAAGGCUUGGGGUACAAUCCGCUCAAGAAGCUGCGCCCAAAUCCCAAGGACGACGAGAACCUACGCCUGAGCUGCCCGUACAGAAAGAGAAAUCCGUCGCGUUUUAAUGUCAGGGACCAUCACUCCUGUGCCAUGACUUAUUUUCCCAAGUUUGCAGAGCUAAGACAGCACAUUGUUAAACAGCACAAGCGAGACGACCCCUCUGCAUUUGUUUGCGAUAGAUGUAACCGUGAUUUUCAUACUCGGAAAGAGCUUCGAGACCAUCAGCGUCUGCCCAAAGAAGAAAUGUGCGACAUCUUGGAUCAUGACCCAGAGUCAGGGGUCGACGGAACUACGUCGAUCAAGCUCCUGUCUCGAAAGAGGGCCAGUGGAGCCUCUCUCGAGGCUCAAUGGAAAGAAAUCUGGAAUAUCCUGUUCCCGGAUGAUGAGGACCACCAGAUUCACCCAUACAAUUUUACUCCCGUCAUUGAGCAUUUCGAGCUUUCCAAUUACUACAUGUCAUCUUUCGAAGUCCUUCACUCUUCUCUUCGCGACAAGAUCUCAAACCCCGCAACGCUUGAGACUCUGACCUCCAAGUUCCAACAGUGCUUUAUGGAGGCCGUAGAGCGAUGCAUAGGCGCCGCGCAGAGCAUGCCCUACACCAAUCGCAGCAACAAGAGAAACGAACCACCUCGCGUACAGAGCUUCCAAAGUCUCAUCCCCCGAAAGGGACGGGAAAUACUGCCCCGCCCCGACUCUGGCGUUGUCAUGAUGGACGAGUGCUCCGAAGAGAGCGGCAGCAUCAAGAACUCUGUUUACGGCCCCCGAGACAGCGUUCGAACCAUUGUCAAGGACGGGGGGCAAAGGCGCGGCAGCAACUUGGUUCCCGAGCCUUCAACGACGGAUCCUACACCGGCGGCGAUGGGCAUGCUAGAUCAGAGCUUUUCGGGGCACAUGUCAUUCAUGGCACCUUUGGCCGUGGCAGACCCGAUGGAUUCCAUGGCCGUUCAGUCCUGGAAUAAUGGCGUCUCGGAUCCUAACGAUGGGGAUAUAGCCAAUAGUUUCCCCAUGACUGAUCAAUUCUAUGCUCCGGGAGAGCUCACGCCACAUGGAGACCUGGGAAACUGGGGAGGCGACUAUUAUCAGUCCUCAUUCCAUGGUCUUGAUGACCGAUUUAACCCCUUUAAUGGC
Messenger RNA from Trichoderma atroviride IMI 206040, 2124 nucleotides. RefSeq lists its product as uncharacterized. NCBI's taxonomy places the organism in Eukaryota, Fungi, Ascomycota, Sordariomycetes, Hypocreales, Hypocreaceae. The record is from RefSeq and is a predicted model, not a curated record.